CCAUGGCGCGCUCUCGCACGGAACGUUACGCAGCGCGGCUCCUGCGCCUCCUGUCGCGCGCCCUCCUGGCGCUGCUGGGGUUGGCGGCGCGCGCCUCCCGCCUCCCCGCCCCCUCCCCUUCCCCUUCCCCCUCGCCCGCCACCGCCUCCCCGCCGUCGGCCUCGUGCAAGGUCCGCUCGGUCCCGCCGCCCUCGCAAGAGCUGCUGCUCCACUCCGGGGUAGAACUAGCGCGGCGAAUUCGCUGUCAUGAGGUGACAUGCGUGAAUGUAAUUGAAACUUACAUUGGGAGGAUCAAAGAAGUCAACCCACUGAUCAAUGCAGUUGUCAAGGACAGGUUUCUGGAAGCCCUGAAGGAGGCUCAUGAGGUUGACAAGCUGGUCUCUGAAGGUCAUGAUGAUGAAGAGUCACUGCGGGAAAAGUUCCCUUACCUGGGGGUCCCUGUCACCAUCAAAGAGGCCUUUGCGCUGCAAGGGAUGCCCAACACCUCUGGCUUGGUUAACCGCCGCAACGUCAUCUCGAAAACGGAUGCCACGGUAGUGUCACGGUUGAAGCAAGCUGGCGCCAUCCCGCUGGGCGUGACCAACUGCAGUGAACUGUGCAUGUGGUACGAGUCAAGCAACCGCCUCUAUGGCCGAUCCAACAACCCAUAUAACCUGGCAUGCAUAGUGGGAGGCAGUUCAGGGGGAGAGGGCAGCAUCUUGGGAGCUGCUGGCUCUGUGAUUGGCAUAGGCUCGGAUAUCGGAGGCAGCAUCCGGAUGCCUGCCUUCUUCAACGGUGUCUUUGGACACAAACCCACCACAGAUGUCGUGCCUAACGAUGGCCAGUUCCCCGGAGCAGAGGGCAUACGGGUCAAUUUCCUGUGCACGGGCCCCAUGUGUCGUUAUGCAGAAGACCUGGAGCCCAUGUUGAGGAUCAUGGCUGGACCAGGUGUUACAAAAUUGAAGUUGGAUGAAAAGGUGUCCCUGGAGAAGGUGAAAUUCUACUAUAUGGAGCAUGAUGGGGGUUCCCUUUUUGUUUGCCCCGUGGCCCAAGAAAUCAUUCAAACACAGCGGAAGGUGGUAGAAAACCUGGAGGCUAAGCUGGGAGUUAAAGUUCAACACGUGGCUCUUAGCAAGAUGAAGUAUUCGCUCCAGAUCUGGUCGGUUAUGAUGUCUGCCGAUUCCAAAGAUGGAAAGAAAAUUCACAACUUCACGGACCUGCUUGGAGACCAUGGGAAGCCAGUGUGGCCAUUGUGGGAGCUCGUGAAAUGGACAGUGGGGAUGUCUUCGCACACUCUUCCAGCCAUCGCACUGGGGAUAAGUGAGAAGUUUGUGAAGUACACCCCCAAAGCAAACUGUAAGCUAGAAAGCAUGGGGCACAGUCUCCGGAUGGAGUUCAUCAACCUGCUCAAGGACGACGGUAUCUUCCUGUACCCUUCGCACCCUGUCUUGGCUCCCAAGCACCAUGCACCUCUGGGGAUGCCCUUCAAUUUUGCCUACACAGCCAUCUUCAAUAUACUUGGCUUACCAGUAACCCAGUGCCCGCUGGGCUUGAGCAGAGAAGGCCUUCCCCUGGGCAUUCAGGUGGUGGCUGGCCCUCACAAUGACCACUUGACCCUGGCCGUGGCGCGGUACUUGGAGAAGGAGUUUGGAGGCUGGGUUUCUCCUGGCAAACGCUAAUGCCGCUUGCACAGGGCCCAGAGAUAGCAGGGACGUGAAGGCCACCCCGUCUGCAACAAACCUAGCAACAGGCAACUGUGUCUGACAUAGAAGGGAUCGUAGAUGGGGGGGAACCAGCCCACCGUUUUAGUGCUCCCUCUGCUGCGAUGAAGGGCAAGGCGUACAUCUAGUUUUCCUCCCCUUUCCCAGUUGCGACUGAUGCAAAGCAAUUCAGGGAAAGGAUACGCUAUAGGUGGGCUUUUUUGGAUCUCUGGCUGGAAAGAGUCAUGUUGUGGGAGAAGAUAGCUUUGUCUUCCCCCCCCCCCCCUCCUUGUCUUGACCAAGGCAGCAGUAGAGCCAGGCUUCAAACCCUCUACUCCCACUUUUCCUUUUCCUGCUUUAAGGACCAAACCUGAUCCAGGGUCAUUAGAGAGCCGUUAUGAGGUCUUAUUUAUCUCCCAUCUGUUUGUGGGAGAUCUGGGGGCUCUCAGCUUCUUGCAACUUGAGCAAAAGUUCAUUGGCGAUGAAGGAGCCUUCCCGGUAGCCUCAGUUCUUCAUGGCUUCAGCUCAGCUUGAAUGUUUCCAAGUCCCCAGCACUGGCUGCCUGCUUGACUACAAGACUUCAUAAAGCUCAGGGCAGAAGUGGACAAAUCUGCAGGGCAGCUGUUAACUCUCCCAAGGCAUAUGUUGAUCAGUCAGGUAAAUCUCCGUGUGGGGCAUAACACACAGCAUCCACUCUCUUCCACUGUAGAGGAACCGAAUCUUAAAUCUGCUGGGGUCCAAGACGUACUUUGUAUUAGUACAGGGGUUUCUUUUUCUUCUUCCUGCUGAUUGGUCGUGGGUCCUCAUCACAUCAUUCCGCUCUCUUGAUUGGGUGCACCAAAAAACAACAUGCCGUCCACCAUUUCUGUUGGGCCAAACCUAUGCAACUGCACUGGUAUUAAAGAGAAGCUAAUAUAUUCUGGAACU
Molecule: messenger RNA, 2606 nt
Organism: Heteronotia binoei (common prickly gecko)
Lineage: Eukaryota; Metazoa; Chordata; Lepidosauria; Squamata; Gekkonidae
Gene: FAAH2
Product: fatty acid amide hydrolase 2
Exons: 11
Coding region: 3-1658 (551 amino acids)
Source: RefSeq, a predicted model, not a curated record